UCGUGGACAAUUUUGUGAAAAAGUGUAGUGAAAGUUAGCAGAGACUGCAGAAAAAUACUCCCAGAAGCAUGACUCUGGCAACUGCCCUCAUCAGACCCUGCCUGGGAAAGAGAAUCAAUGGGGUGAUGUAUUUGAUGCUACGCAGAUAUUCAACUCCAUCUCCUGCCAAGAACACCCAGGAAUCUUCAUUGGCUUCUGCCAGGACACAGCAUGAGGUGUCAGCGGAUGUUAAGCCCUUGGGUGAGAGGAUUAAGGAGAAUACCAAGACUGCCAGCUAUACGGGAGUCAUACUGUUGGGAAUAGGUGUGACAGGGGCUCUUUUCUACACAAUCUUUAGGGAAUUAUUCUCCUCAACUAGUCCCAACAGUGUCUACUCGAGCGCUCUGGAGAAGUGUAUCAAUGAUCCGAGGGUUCAGGACAGUUUGGGUGCCCCCAUAAAGGGCUAUGGGGAAGAAACUAGUCGCAGAAGACGGAGGCAUGUGGCACAUUCCGUGUUCCAGAGGGACGGUGUCAAUCACAUGCGAAUGCAAUUUUACAUUCAAGGCAUCAGGAACAAGGCCACAGUUCAUUUAGAAAUGAAGGAAAACUCAGCUGGAAGUUACGAUUACAGAUAUAUGUUUGUCCAAUUGGAUCACUAUCCGAAAACAACAAUUAUUUUGGAGGACAAUCGUACGCAGGAUCCACAGAAAAAUGCUCCACUGCCAAGUCUUUACUGAUUUAUUGGAUGAGUUUUCAAUUUGUUCUUUUUGCAAAAUAAAAAGGUAUGUUUUAUUGUU
Molecule: messenger RNA, 776 nt
Organism: Phlebotomus papatasi
Lineage: Eukaryota; Metazoa; Arthropoda; Insecta; Diptera; Psychodidae
Product: mitochondrial import inner membrane translocase subunit Tim21
Exons: 3
Coding region: 69-716 (215 amino acids)
Biological process (GO): protein import into mitochondrial matrix
Cellular component (GO): TIM23 mitochondrial import inner membrane translocase complex
Source: RefSeq, a predicted model, not a curated record